Molecule: messenger RNA, 1820 nt
Organism: Entelurus aequoreus (snake pipefish)
Lineage: Eukaryota; Metazoa; Chordata; Actinopteri; Syngnathiformes; Syngnathidae
Product: zinc finger protein 502-like
Exons: 2
Coding region: 265-1614 (449 amino acids)
Biological process (GO): regulation of transcription by RNA polymerase II
Molecular function (GO): RNA polymerase II cis-regulatory region sequence-specific DNA binding; DNA-binding transcription factor activity
Source: RefSeq, a predicted model, not a curated record
GAGCGGAUCACCACUCCAAGAUGGCGGCCCCGCGUCUCGUCAGCGCCAGUAGGCAGUAGCGCUCGAUGCUGCGUACCCUUAGAACAUGUCUAUGCUUUUGUCGGCGACCAAGAUGGCGGACAGAGCGGCCUAAAGAGGUUUCAAAUGUACGAUUUUACAGCUGUAUAGACUAUUAAAGAAUCGUAUUUUGAAGCCCACGAAACGGAAGUUGCGUUCGGAGCGAUGGAGUGUUAUGUGAAGUGAAGAUUGAAGACGUGAUAGAAGAUGGACGACUACUGCUAUGCUAAGAUGGCGACGUCAUAUGAAAGAGAAAGUGAAAGAGAAUCAGCGCCACCAACUUCCAGCAAAUCAUCAACGGAGGAAAAGACGACAAUUGCAGAUGAGGACGUCCAGCAGCUGUUUGGUCAUCCAGAAAGGUACUGCACUUUGAAACAGAAGUUGCCACAGCCAUCCCACGUUAAAGAGGAAGAGGAGGAUAUUUGGAACGCUCAGGAGGGAGAGUUUCUUUUCGGGUCAGAAGGCGAUGAUCUCACCAAACUGCCACUUACUGUUGUUUCUGUGAAGCCUGAAGAUGAUGAAGAGAAACCACAAGUAGACAACCUCUUAGCUCCACUAUCAGAUAAUGAGGCUGAAGACAAAGUUAAAGAAUCUUUCAGCAGCGUAACUAACUGUGAAGAACCUCCCUCUCAACUGCAAGAGGGGAGCUCUAUUUUGAAGCAGGAGACGCCACAGCCACCCCAUAUUAAAAAGGAAAAGGAGGAACCCUGGAUCACUCAGGAGGGAGAGUGUCUUCUAGGGUCAGAAGACGCUGAUCUCACCAAGUUGCCACUGACUGUUGUCUCUGUGAAGAAUGAAGACGAUGAAGAGAAACCACAAACACAUAACCUCUUAGCUCCACUAUCAGAUAGUGAGGCUGAUGACAAGGUUGAAGAAACUUUGAGCAGCGAUAAAGACUGUGAAGAUGACAUGAGGACUAAAACCAAACACUCUGAAUGCUCUAAAAAGGUGCUUGGUAAAAAAAGAUUGAGCUGUUUGGUUUGUGGCACAAGAUGCACUAAAAAGAGCCAUUUGGCUCAACACACGAGAACGCACACAGGAGAAAGACCAUUUAUGUGUUCAGUUUGUGGCAAAAGCUUCACUUACAGGGGCAAUUUAACUCAACACAUGAGAACACAUGGAGGAGAAAAGACAUUUAAUUGUUCAGUUUGUAGUAAAAGCUUUUUUCUCAAGGCCCAUUUGACUGUCCACAUGAGAACGCACACUGGAGAAAAACCGUUUAUUUGUUCAGUUUGUGGCAAAAGAUGUAUGAAAACGAGCCACGUGACUGAGCACAUGAGGACACACACGGGCGUAAAACCGUACAUUUGUUCAGUUUGUGCUAAGGGCUUUAUCCAAAAGAGCCAUUUGACUGAACACAUGAGAAUCCACACAGGAGAAAAACCAUUUAAAUGCUCAAAUUGUGGUAAGAGCUUUACUCGGAAGUGCAAUUUGACUCAACACGUGAGAGUCCACACAGGAGAAAAACCAUUUAAUUGCUCAGUUUGUGGUAAAGGUUUUUCUCAAAACAGCAGUGUGACUCAACACAUGAAAACACACACUGGAGAAAAACGAUGAGGUGUAGUUUGUGGUGUAAGAUUCCUUCAUAACGCAGACAUGGUAAGACACAAAAUAGAACACAAUCCACUGUUAAGUUUGUGGUACGUGCUUUAUUCAGAGAAGUAUUAUUUCUUAUGACAUGAGAAUACACAAAAGAGAACAACUAUAAAGUUUUUGUGAAAGCUUUUUGUUUACAAACUUUGACUCAACACAAUUAAAAUCAA